AUGUGGCUCCUCAUCCUCCUGGCCUGGCUGGCCCUGUGGGUCGGCGGCUCCUACUGGUACCUGUUUGGGAAGAAGAGCCCCUUCUCCCUGGAGUCGGUCAGGCCUCCCGGGCCGCGAGAGUUCGACCAGAAGAAGAGAGACAAGGUCAUCAAGCAAGGCUUCAGUCCCGAUAAGGUUCCUCAGAACCUGGACGUCAUCGUGGUCGGCAGCGGCAUCGGGGGCCUGACGGCCGCCGCCACUCUGGCCAAAGCCGGGAAGAAGGUGUUGGUGCUGGAGCAGCACGACCAGGCCGGAGGCUGCUGCCACACCUACAUCGAGAAGGGCUUUGAGUUCGAUGUCGGGCUCCACUACAUCGGCCAGCUCCAUGAGAACAGCCUGCUGCGCAUCGCCUUCGACCAGAUCUCCGAGGGCCAGCUGGAGUUCCAGGAGCUCCACCAACACUUCGACACCAUCCAGAUCGGCCUGGGCGACGAGAAGAGAGAGUACACCAUCUUCUCCGGCAAGACGGAGAUGAAGGCCCACCUCAUGAAGCAGUUCCCCGAAGACACCGAGGCCAUCGAGACCUUCUUCCACAUCAUGAAGGUUUCAGCGAAGAAGACUCACUACCUGGCCACGCUGAAGCUGAUCCCUCAGUGGGUGUCCCUGUUCCUGCUCAAGUCGGGCAUUGCCAACCUGGUCUCUCCUGUCUUCCGCCUUUCCGGCACGUGUGCAACAGAGCUGGUGAACACUCUGACCAGCAACAAGGACCUGCAGGUCAUCUUCUCCUACCUUUUCUAUGGCGUUCCUCCAAAGGAGUCCAGCGUGCUGAUCAACGCCCUCCUGGUUCACCACUACAAACGAGGCGCCUACUACCCUAAAGGCGGUGCCAGCGAGAUCGCCUUCCACAUCAUCCGCACCAUCCAGAAGUACGGGGGAAACUGCCUGGUGAGGGCCCCCGUGUCCCAGAUCCUGGUGAACGACAAGGGAGCCGCUUACGGCGUGAAGGUGAGAAAGGGUCAAGAGGAGGUGGAGGUUCAUGCGCCGGUGGUCGUCUCCAACUGUGGCAUCUUCACCACCUUCCAGAAGCUUCUUCCCCCGGAGAUUCAGGUCAAACAGGACGUGCAGGAGAGACUGAACAUGAUGAAGCACGGCAGGGGGUCUUUCUUAGUCUUCUCCGGGUUUGACGGCACUGAAGAAGAGCUGGGCCUCGUGUCCACAAACUUCUGGCUGUUCAAGAACAACGACAUGGACAAGUCAAUGGACGACUUCUUUGCGCUGAGUAAAGAGGACGCACCUGACAACAUCCCCAUGAUGUUCAUCACAAUCCCGUCCUCCAAAGACCCCGAGGCCAAACUGAGACACCCUGGGAAAUGCUGCAUGACAAUUCUGACAAUGGUGAAAUACGAGUGGUUUGAGGAGUGGAAGGACACCAGCGUGCGCAAGAGAGGCGACGAAUACUACAACUACAAGAUGAGAUUCGCCAAGAACCUCUUUGACUGGGCCUGCACUCUGUUCCCCAAAAUCAAAGACAAGUUGGUUUUCCAGGACGUUGCGACCCCGCUGACCAACAUGCACUACCUGGGCGCCCAGCGCGGAGCCAUGUACUCCGCCGAGCACAACCUGGAGCGCUUCCAGGCCGAGGCAGUGGCCAGGAACAGGUGCAACACCCCCAUCAAAAACCUCUACAUCUCAGGCCAGGACGUGUUCAGCUGUGGGAUAGCGGGAGCGCUGCACGGUGGCCUCCUCUGCGCCUCCACCGUGUUGGACCACAUCGUCUACAUCGACUUGCUCCUCCUCAAGAAGAAGCUGAAGAGGAGGAAGGCCAAAGAGCUGGCAGAGCAGGCCAAGAAGAAGCUGCAGUGA
This is a messenger RNA of Salarias fasciatus (jewelled blenny), 1842 nucleotides long. Its product is annotated as inactive all-trans-retinol 13,14-reductase. The record is from RefSeq and is a predicted model, not a curated record. The coding region runs from base 1 to 1842 and encodes 613 amino acids. Gene Ontology annotation, molecular function: oxidoreductase activity. The transcript is spliced from 11 exons. Lineage: Eukaryota; Metazoa; Chordata; Actinopteri; Blenniiformes; Blenniidae.